Molecule: messenger RNA, 4160 nt
Organism: Drosophila eugracilis
Lineage: Eukaryota; Metazoa; Arthropoda; Insecta; Diptera; Drosophilidae
Product: neurotrimin
Exons: 11
Coding region: 829-2460 (543 amino acids)
Biological process (GO): synapse organization; homophilic cell-cell adhesion
Cellular component (GO): neuronal cell body; axon; plasma membrane
Molecular function (GO): axon guidance receptor activity; protein binding
Source: RefSeq, a predicted model, not a curated record
CCUUCGACGCUGUUGACACGAAACGCGCGCGACUCGAUUUCUACUGUCAUUCUAGUUCCAUUUAGCAGGAGCAGAAAAGUCCUGAAUUCGAAGCUAAGGCCCCAGCAGGACAUCAGCUGUGCCAGCAAGCAAAAAAGUAAAAAAGGAUUCUAUCCACAGGAUUAUGGUUACUUGUGCAGUGUUCUAACUCAAAGCAGUUGUCUGACUGCAACUAACUAAUUGAAAAAUAAAAAAAGAUCAGUGGAUAAACUAAACCAAGCUAACAAGAUAUAAGCAGUGUAAACUUUAAGGAUAAAAAUAAACUUGGAAACGAUCGACCAUCACGUGAGUUCCCGAGGUUCCAGUGGUGUUUUGGCCCAGAUACUGAGUGUAAUUUACUUUUGGGGCAGCUACAAACAGACAAUAAUAAUUAGUUGUAUGGCACAACAACAACAAAAGCUGCAACAGCGAUAACAACAAAGGGCUGUGCAAUGAAAAUUAAUUAGAAAAUAUUUAACAUCACGCCGCCGCAAUUUGUCAAGGGGAAAGCGCACAAAAGUGCGGUCCCUCGCUCAAUUUCUAAUUAGAGAACUCUUGCACACCAUCAAAAAGCAAAAACAAAAAAAAAAAAAGUAUAUAUAAAACCUCGAAAAUAAACUGGAAAACUGGAAAUUAAACAAAGCGGGAAAGCGACUAUGCAAAGUAUGUUGGCGCUUAACCAAAUGAAAACUUAAAGCGAACAAAAACACACACAACAAAAAGUCAGUCCACAACUCCAGUAAAUUUAAUAACAAAGAGGAAAACUCCGGAACCUAGUAGCUCCACAUCAUACGCGCCGUGCGCGGAACAAUGAAAAUAAUUUCGCGUAGCAUACGUACAGGCGCCUUGGCCACGGCCCACGCCACCAACGCCCCCGGAAUUAGGAAAAGCAGCCAGCGACGCAACCGCGCUCCGCUCAAAAUGAAUUGCCCCAUUCUGAUUGUAAUUAGCCUCGGAUGGCUGCUGCACGCGCACGCCGGAAGCGGCGGGUUCGCCGUCGAGGCCGCCAUUUCAAAUCGAGGCAGCAACAGCCGCUCGAUGAGCAACGUUCAGCAGUCGGCGGUGGCCCCCUCCACACUGACCGCCGCCCUGCCGCGCUUCCUGUCUCGUGGACACACCUAUCGCGCCGUCGUCGGGGACACGCUCGUCCUGCCCUGCCAGGUGGAGAAUCUAGGCAAUUUCGUUCUUCUGUGGCGACGGGGAACAAAUGUGCUCACUGCCUCCAACAUUAUGGUUACAAGGGAUGAGCGCGUAAGACUGAUAGAUGGUUAUAAUUUAGAGAUAUCCGAUUUGGAGCCCCAAGAUGCCGGGGAUUAUGUUUGUCAAAUCAGUGACAAAAUAAAUCGUGAUCAAGUGCAUACAGUUGAGAUAUUGGUUCCACCCAGUGUACGAGCCAUACCGACAUCCGGACAAUUGCAGGCCCGCAAAGGAGGACCCAUUACGCUGGAGUGCAAGGGAUCUGGUAAUCCGGUGCCAUCCAUUUACUGGACCAAGAAGAGCGGCGCAAACAAGUCGUCGGCCAGGAUCGGUGAUGGACCCAUUUUGACCCUGGAGAAGCUGGAGCGCCAGCAGGCGGGAGUCUAUCAGUGCACUGCCGAUAAUGGAGUGGGUGAUCCGGUUACUGUUGAUAUGCGGUUGGAUGUGCUCUAUCCCCCGGAUAUACAAGUGGAGAAGUCCUGGAUACACUCGGGCGAAGGAUUCGAGGCGAAGCUCGUUUGCAUUGUUUACGCUGAUCCAGUCGCAACGGUGUCCUGGUACCAAAACUCAUUUCCGAUCCAAACUACCGACAGACGAACCAUGAACACCCGGGCCAAUCGGCACACGCUCAACAUCCGCCACAUCCAACAGGAGGACUUUGGCAACUACAGCUGCGUGGCGGACAAUUCGCUGGGACGAUCCCGCAAGUACAUGGAACUCUCUGGACGACCCGGACCCGCCGAGUUUUACUCACCCAAGUGGGGUAGUUCAACGGACAGCUACAAUCUGACCUGGAAAAUCGAUAGUUACCCGCCGUUGGAGGAGGUCCGCCUACUCUAUCGUCGAGUGCUGAUGAAUGAUACGUACCAGCAGCCGGGCAGGUGGCACGACUUCAUCCUUACCCCGGAACAUCGACCAGCCACGGAGCCCCUGACACACAUCAUGUCCUACACCAUUAAGAAUCUGCAUCCGGGCGCUUACUACGAGGCAAUUGUGCAGGCCAAGAAUCGCUAUGGCUGGAAUGAGGUCAGCGAUAUAUUUCAAUUUAUCGUCUCAAACAACAGAGAGCAGAUUGGCCCCGAAGAUGCCGAGGUGGUAGCCAGCUCCAAGUCGCGCAGCAAUAGUGCCCCGGCCGGCAACCUGCCAGGAUCAUUGACCCAGAGCCUAGUCCUUCACACGGUCUUGCUUUUGGCCCUGGCCUUGAGUAAUUGUCAGUUCGACAGACGCCGACUGGGCCUGGGAUAAGCGAUUCAUUCGGCAGGCAGAUCGGGAUCAGGAUCAAAACCAGCGAAAGCAGCACAAGUCGAGGGAAAUCGCUCACACUAAACGAAGGAAGUUGGCGGGAAAGGACAGAGGCAUAGGCUGUACAGAAAUCUAAAGGAAAUUCUUAAGAAUAUUUAAUGGAAUUUUAUGGUACACCGCUAAUUCUGUGUUUCCCUUCCGCCCAACCAAACAUCAAGUGAAUCUAUCCCAAACUAAGCCCCAAAAGAAAAGACAACCGGAAAGCUGAACGAUAAAUGAAACCCAUGUAAAUAAUUUUUCAAGAGUUUUGUCCACGAUUAAAUUAGCACACACAAACCAACACAGACAAACACAGCCACAUUUAAAACCGGAAAAUGGUUAAUGGAAAUUGCAAUUGGAGAAUGCAAAUCCACUAACCAAAUCCCACCCCCCAGUUCCAUCCCCAUGGUAGUAUAAGCAACUCGAUCUAGGUCAUGUAAAUAAGCAUUAGAUAUCUGAAUGUGAACUGCAUUUUACUUCAUAAAUGUCGGGCUGAAUGCUCGGCGUGCAGGAUGUGUAUGUAAAUUAAGCAAACAUUAUAUAGUGAUAUUAUUUAGUUUCAAGCGAAACCAUAAAUAACAAAAUAUUGAAGAUGAAAUAUAAAACAAAUGAACACACAUACAGAUGAGUAAAGCCACACCGCAAAAUGUUAGUAUGUAAAGUAUUUGCCACAUUUGUGUUUCGUUUUCGAAUUCGUUUCCACUGCCAUUCCUUCGAUUUGCAGCUGCCAUUUUAUUUUAGCCCAUAAGCGCACCCAUAACCGAAACGAUUAAAAACAAAACAAAAAGAAAAAACCAAUUAAAAAACGUAACAGCAAUUCAAUGUAAUGUUUUUCGAUGUAAAUUAGAAUGUAAGCAAACAUGUUGUACCACCAAAAACAAGCGAGUAAAAACUAAGCUAAUCCCCCAAUACCCAAUACCCAAUUCGGAAUAUUAGUCGGACUAUUUGAAUGUGAAUUUUUGCAUACAUAUUAGCGACACGUGAUUGCCACGAGAGUCAUCUUGUAAAUACAUGAAUACGAUACUUAUUGAGUGUUAUAAAAAACGAAAAAGAAAAAGAAAAAUAAUAAGAAAAAGAUAAAGAAAUGAACCCAGCAGGCAUUUUAUCAGCUUUUGCACCUUUCCAAUUGUACGAUCCGUACAUCUGUUUCAUUUAGGGCACACAAUAGAGGUCAAAGCUCACUUGUAUAUUUUAUAGGCCAAACUCGAACUCGUAUACAACAACAACAAAGAACAACAACAGAAACUCCUGUAUUUAGCACUGUCGAACGAAGCCAAAAACCGUGUUAGAAAACCCCUAAAAGGAAAAUGAAUUGAAAAACCAAGUAAAAGCGUUACAAUUUAUCUACAUAAAUGUGUAUGUGUGUGUACCUUACAUAGCCAGUUGGACGAAGGAGGCCGAAUGCCGAAUGCAGGACGAAUCGAAGGCAUUCAUUACAGAUUACACAGAUAGAUUGAUGGAUCGAUCUGAAUUCGAAUCCCAUCUGAACCUAAAUACAAGUACAGAUAAACCCAGAAAUAGAUAAGCACGUGGACAGUACGUGUCCAUUCAAAGUGAAUUCAUUAAUUACUAACUACAUAGUACGAUGCUAAUUGUAUGAUUAACGCGCAUAAGAAACCCUAAAAUAUUCAAGAAUAAAAUAAAGCAUUAGAUGUAAACUAAAA